Molecule: messenger RNA, 1461 nt
Organism: Nicotiana tabacum (common tobacco)
Lineage: Eukaryota; Viridiplantae; Streptophyta; Magnoliopsida; Solanales; Solanaceae
Source: RefSeq, a predicted model, not a curated record
AUGCCAGAUCAGGUGCAAGGGCAGGGAGUUCAGGACGUUCCACCACCAGUGCCAACUGUUGUACUUACUGUUGCCUUACCUGCAAACAUAGUGGCAAGGUUAUUGAAUGUAUUGGAGGCAUUGGUGCCUACUCAGGGAGGAAGUUCAACUCCUCAGUCUACUUUACAGACACAAGCACCUGCACAGACUCAGACUUUCGGAAAUAAGGAAGUAUCCCUACAAGAGUUUCUGAAAUUUAUUUCUAGGAAGGCUAGCAGGAGAACCACCACUGAAUGGGAUGAGUUCACUAAGUUGUUCAAGAAUCAUUUUCUUCCAGACAACCUGAUGCAAAAAUGUGUUACAGACUUUGAGAGAUUGGUUCAUACUCCAGUCAGCCUUGCUAGAAAGAUUGAAAACAAGGGACGUGAUGAGCGUGUAACUAGUGAUUUACGUAAGAAGGCCAAGACAGGAGAGGCUUUCAGUGGCGGUUUUACUAAAAAUAGAAGAGUAGGAAAUCAGGGACAACAACAACAACAAGAUUCUCAAAUAGGGACACACAUGUCUUCACAGUUCACAUACAGACCACAUUACAGACAAGGUAAUAGGGGACCAUCAUCUUCUGGACAUCGUAAUUCUAGGCAUCUACUACUCCAGUCUGCCAGACAUGUGUUGGGACAUCACUUGAGCGAUUGCCCUCAGCCUCCAAAAAAUUUCAACCAGGCUUCUAUUCAGUCAGCUGUACCGACUCAGACUACUCGUAAUACUUCAGGUGCUACAGGUACAAGAAAUAGAGGUCGGGGUGCUGUAGACCGUGCUACUGUGAAUCAAGGACAAGGGAAUGAUGCUCAGGCCUCGAAUGCUGUGGUUACAAGUAUUCUUUGUGUCUGUUCAUUUGAUGCACUUACGUUGAUUGAUCCGAGAUCUACUCACUCCUAUGUAUCCUCGUACUUUGCUUUGAGGUUAAGUAGACAGCCUGGACUAUUGAAUGAUCCUUUUCUAGUUGCUACUCCUGUUGGAGAGUUUCUGUUAACUGAAUACGUACAUCGUGCUUGUCAGAUUCGGGUUGAGGGUAGAGAUACUCUAGCUGACCUUAUUGUACUUGAUAUGAUUGACUUUGACAUGCUGAUGGAAAUAGAUUGGUUAUCUUCUUGCUAUGUUAUAGUCGAUUGUCAUGCAAUGAUAGUUAAGUUUGAGAUACCAGAUGAACCUAGUUUUAUUCUAAGAGGGAGUCAGGUUCUAGAGAUUUACAAAGUUGCAUAUUUUAUGAAAGCUCAACUUCUUCUGAAGAAAGGUUGCUUGGGUCUCUUAGCUAUUGUAAAUGAUACAAGAAAGGAAACAGUUAGUAUAGUAGUGAGAGAAUUUUCUGAUGUAUUUCCUGAAGAUUUACCAGGAUUGCCUCCAGUACGAGAAAUAAACUUUGGUAUUGAAUUGCUACCUGAAACACAGCAUAUAUCAAUACCCCCAUAUCGAAUGGCACCAUGA